This is a messenger RNA of Hibiscus syriacus, 2306 nucleotides long. RefSeq names its product protein RIK-like. NCBI's taxonomy places the organism in Eukaryota, Viridiplantae, Streptophyta, Magnoliopsida, Malvales, Malvaceae. The transcript is spliced from 12 exons. Bases 232 to 2064 code for a protein of 610 amino acids. Gene Ontology annotation, cellular component: nucleus. Gene Ontology annotation, molecular function: RNA binding. The record is from RefSeq and is a predicted model, not a curated record.
CGCGCCAUUAAUAUCAGCUCUCACUGCCCCCCAACAGUUUCGAUUCUGCGCGAAAGCUUCAAACCUUCUCCGCAUCUGAAAGAAAAGGCGCAAACCCCAAUCUGAUGCCCCUGUUGAAAUCAAAUCCCUUAAAACAAUAAGAAAAAAAGUUCGAUCUUUAAUUAGAAAUUUGGAAGAUAACAACAUCGGUUCCCUUCUCUUUGAUUGAAAUUCUGAAAAUUUUGGAAAGAGAUGACGGAGGACGGUGGCUCUAGGGUUUCUUCCGAUGACCCCACUGUAAGCAACGGUGCUUCUCAGACAAGACAAAGGAAAAAGAGAAAGUGGGAUCAGCCUGCAGAGGCUUUUGUUUCUGCUGGAUUUGCUAUCCCAUUUACCAAUAUGGGAACUCUUUCUGGCAUGCCACCUCCUGGUGUAUCUCCAGUACCAGGCACCUUUCUGCCAAAUAUACUUGCUGCAAGCGGUGCAGCUGUUACCCCAUUGUUUCAACAACAUGCUGCUCCAGUGGUACCAAAACAAAAUCAAACUAAGAUCCAAGAUGAAUUAGUUAUUGCUAGAGAAAUUGUAAUAAAUGAUGCGGAAUCUUCUGUUCGGUACAAGCUCACAAAGUGCCAGACACAGGAAGAGAUUCAAAGGUGCACUGGUGCUGUGGUGAUAACUCGGGGCAAGUAUCACCCACCAAAUGCUUCACCUGAUGGUGAAAAGCCUCUCUAUCUUCAUAUAUCUGCCGUCGCUCAUUUAAAAGAAACAGCAGAGAGAAUUUUAGCAGUAGAUCGUGCAGCUGCCAUGGUUGAAGAACUGUUGAAACAUGGUCAGAGCUCACAGGCAGGGGCUUCCCCUUUUAAGGAAGCUGUUAUGAACGGUGUGAAGGCGUUGAGCACAUGUGUAUAUUUGGGAUUCGAUGCAGACCCAUCACUGAAUGUUGCUGCACGUAUUCGUGGACCAAAUGACCAGUAUAUAAAUCACAUUAUGAAUGAAACAGGAGCAACUGUCACGCUACGAGGAUGUGGUUCUGGAAACUCAGAGAGCCCGAAGGGUGAAGAAACACAGCAACCAUUGCACUUAUUCUUGUCCAGUAACAAUCCUAAAAGUCUUGAUGAUGCCAAGCGUUUGGCAGAGAAUCUCAUGGACACUAUCAGCCUAGAGUUUGGUGCAUCCAGGAUUUCAUCAAGUAAGGUUUAUGGUGCAGUUCCACCUCCACAGCAGUUGUUAACUGGAGUUCAAAGUUCUGCAACCGAACAAAACCUAAAUGCUAGUUCAGCUGCUGGUUUGAUGUCAAUUCCAGUUCCUGCUCCAGCUCCACCUGUUUCAGUCCCUGGGGUCACUACUGGUUAUUCUCAAGGGAUUGCUGUGGGGCUGCCUAAUUCUGGGCCAACCCAAGCAAAUUCAGUUGGUUAUCCACAGCCUUUGGUGACUAGAGGGACAAGCUACAUUGGAUAUGGUGGGAUAUACCCCCAAGCAACACCAUUGCAGCAGGUAGCAUUAGCACUUAGACAAUCAUCACCAAUCUCAUCUACUGUUGCACCUGCAACAUCUGUUGCAAGCACGGCUGUUCCUACAAUGUCAUCUGUCAGUACAGUAACCAAAUCAAGUGUUAGUUCUACUUUACACUUAGAGAAAGAGAAACGGCCUCCACAAAAGCGGAAGUUCCAGGAGUUACCAGCUGGUUCAAAGGGAUCUUCAAGACUCAACCAGGUAUCUGAAUCUUCAAAUUCAAACAAGCCAUUGGGAGACUUGGGAGUGAGAAAUGUAUCAACUAUGCCUGCUCCAAAGAAGCUGAUUAAUCCAUCAGCCAAUGGGAUGCCACCACCACCUCCAAAAACCUUUCCGCCACCACCUCCAAAAGCCAUGAUGCCUCCGCCCAAGUUCACAUCAUCAAAACCACCUGGGAAAUUGCAUGACAAGAACAAAGAUAACAGUAAAGCUAAACUUGAUGCUGUACCUGACACGUUGAUGCAGUUAAUGACAUAUUGGGACGAUGAUGAUGAUUCCGAGGAAAGCAGCGAAGAUUCCCUAAAUAAUAACUCCAAUGUAAAUGUAGUUAGAAAACCAUUCUGGGCUUUGUGAGUCUUCAGUCCGGUGGCUUGUAUCGAGUCGGUAUCAAGCACAUGUUUUGAUUUGAUUCCUUUGUUAUCGUUACUAGGCAAGUAUGUAUCGAGUGCAAACAUGGUGAAUUAACUCCAAACUAUGGCAUUGAGAUUGUGUUGCGGCAUUUAGAAGCUGAAAAUCUGAUAGAAUUUGUGUUGUAUAUUGGUUGUAGUUUGCCAUUAAUGUAGUCUAUUUGUUCCUUUAGUGUCUUGGUGAAAUGG